AUGUUUUUCUCCAACUCUCUCGUUAUCGCUCUCGCGACUCUGCUCGCAUCCGUCACAGCUACCCCAGUCCCCCAGGCACUGUUCCCAGAUGAUGGUAUCUACCGUUGGAAAGUAGAAGCUCUUGACCUCUAUUGUCCAUUCACACCCACCUGUGAAUACAAAUUCACGGUUGGGGGAGAUGCUUUCAACAAGAACGGGACAGACAUCCCCACAUUCAAUGCGACCUGCAGUGGCACCAAAGAAAGCGAUCCCUUCGUGCCAUGUACUUUCAAUGACGGCGCACCCGCUGGCAGAACUCUUUCCUCGAGGAUAAUACCCACUCCGAUUUUUGACGAAAGGGGGAAAAUUAGAGGUAGUCUCAUCAUUAGCUACCAGUUCACGGACGCAUCGAAACAAGCGUGGAAUUACACGAACAAUUUUUUCGAGGUCAAAUACCUCGAUUUUGAACCACAAAACUUCAAUGUCGAAGUAGGUGCGCCGGUUAAAAUUGGACCUCAGACUUCUUAG
This is a messenger RNA of Hymenoscyphus albidus, 507 nucleotides long. The record is from the annotation of a GenBank genome assembly. NCBI's taxonomy places the organism in Eukaryota, Fungi, Ascomycota, Leotiomycetes, Helotiales, Helotiaceae.